This is a messenger RNA of Lotus japonicus, 1964 nucleotides long. RefSeq names its product transcription factor TCP14. Gene Ontology annotation, cellular component: nucleus. Bases 308 to 1546 code for a protein of 412 amino acids. The record is from RefSeq and is a predicted model, not a curated record. NCBI's taxonomy places the organism in Eukaryota, Viridiplantae, Streptophyta, Magnoliopsida, Fabales, Fabaceae. The transcript has a single exon. Gene Ontology annotation, molecular function: sequence-specific DNA binding; DNA-binding transcription factor activity.
UCAUUAUCUUUGUUGCUUAAAGCUCUUGUUGCCCUCCCACUCCUAGCUACCCCUUAUCUCCUCUCACUCUUCUUUCUCUCUCUCUCUAAACCACAUCAAUUCCAAGGGCAAAGGAAGAAACAAAUAACUAGACACACACACACAUCUCUUCCUCUAAAUAUAUUUUCAGUUAUGAGAAUGAGAGAAAGAAAGACCCACCACACAGAUUAAACUAUACACUCACUGAUCACACUCACUCACUCACACAAAUAAACAAACACAUACACUACAACUUUUCAUUCUCUAUCUUCUCCUUCUCCAUGCGAUCAUGGACGGAGGUGAUGAUUUCCACCACCACCACCACCGUCAGAACUUCCCAUUCCAGCUCCUGGAGAAGAAAGAAGACCAAGAACCCGCCGCCUCGUGCUCCACCUCCUCCCCAUACCCUUCCCUAGCAAUCUCUGCAGAACAACCCAGCACGUCCAAUUCAACCCGAUCCAAUAACCAGCAGCUGGUACCGGCACCGGAGGAUCCAGCUCAGGGGAAAAAACCUCCGCCGAAGCGGACCUCCACCAAGGACCGCCACACCAAGGUGGAGGGCCGCGGCAGGCGUAUCCGAAUGCCGGCCCUCUGCGCCGCUAGAGUUUUCCAACUCACCCGCGAGCUCGGCCACAAGUCCGACGGCGAGACCAUCGAGUGGCUCCUCCAGCAGGCUGAGCCCGCCGUCAUCGCCGCCACCGGAACGGGAACAAUCCCGGCGAACUUCACCUCGCUCAACAUCUCGCUCCGUAGCUCUGGCUCCUCCAUGUCGGUUCCUUCCCAGCUCAGAUCCUCGUACUUCAACCCGAACUUCUCCGUCCAGCAACGGCGGAGCAUGUUCCCCGGGAUCGGACUUUCCUCCGACAACUCCGGCGUCGGGACAACGCUGCUGAAUUUCCAAUCCGGCAACCUCGCCGCCGGGAUGCUGCAGCAGGCAAAGCAGGAGCAGCAGCUCCGCGACGGCGGCGGCGGCGCGCCGUCGUCGUCGACCAUUGACUUAUCAGAAACAACUACAGAAGAAAGCCUCGGAAGGAAGAGAAGACCAUCGGAACAUCACCAUGACCAGAUGGGAAGCUAUCUCCUCCAGUCAAGUGCAGGCGCGAUUCCGGCUAGUCAGAUUCCGGCGAACAUAUGGAUGGUGCAGGCGAAUUCCAAUAACCAAGUCAUGGGUAUCGGCGGCGGUGGUGGUGGUGGUGGCGGCGGAGGUAGUGGUAAUGACCCUGUUUGGACUUUUCCACCGAUGAACAACAGUGCUUUAUACAGAGGAACCAUGUCAAGUGGGUUACAUUUCAUGAAUUUUCCAACACCCAUGGCCUUGUUACCGGGUCAGCAACAACAACAAAUGGGUAGUGGAAACAACAACAUGAAUCAUCAUGAAGGGCAUUUGAACAUGCUUGCAGGGUUAAGUGCUUAUAAUCGUUCUGUUUCUGAGUCUCAGCAACAACAACAACCAAGUGGGUCUCAACAGUCACACCGUGGUGGAAGCCAUGAUGAACGCCAUGAUAACAGCACCAGCCACGACUCUUAGAAGAAGAAGCAUCAAUCAUGUUCAUCAUUUCAUCCACCACCACCAGCUUCAUGAUCUUCUUCUUCUUGCUUGUGUAGUAGUGGUUGUGUUUAAUUAACACACGUGAGAGGUUUGGUUGAUUGAUUGAUCUUCAAAAUUGAGUUUUAUUAUUAUUUAUUAUUCCAAAAGAUUAAUUUUUUAGUGUGAUUAAGAUUUUGGAGGAGAUGGGGUUGAUGCAAAUUGCAAGAGAAGAGAAGAAGAUUAAGAGGGUUGGUUUUUUACUUUUUAGGGUUUGGGAUUGAGAAGAUGACACUAUUUAACAUUUGGGUAUUUGCCUCUGCCUGUUAUUUUUUUCUUGUGGGGUAAAAAAGAUGUCUUCUUUGAGAGUAUUUAUUUAUCACUACACAAUAGUAUCUUAUGAUCAUCAUUGUUUGUGCAA